CACUCUUUACAAAUCUGUCGAGUAAGCAACAUUAUGAUCGAAGAGCUCUACUGUAAUAUCACUAGAAAUACGCAUCAAAUCUGCAAGUCGGCUAAUACAAGACACGGCAUGGACAGCGUAUCGCAUCAUACAACUACAACAACGCCCACUUCCACAGCUAUUACCACUGCCAUGGCCACUUUUAACGCAGCAAAGAGACAUCGGGGCAUCGACUCUCUUGCCUGGCAGGGUUGUUCGUGUAGUCGCGACUCCGGCCCUGGUACAGGAGUGGAAGUAAACCCCGGAACUGCCUUGAAAGAUUUGAAAUUAUCUAUCGAUAUGGAUUUAGUCCGGAAGGCACAGAGUACUGAAGAAGAUCGACAAAUUAGGCGUCGCGAACAGAACAAAAUCGCUGCUGCUAAAUAUAGAAACAGAAAGCGAACAUCGAGCGAUGCUUUGAAUGAGGAAUCUAAACGAUUGCAAGAAGCUAACCUUGGCCUUCAAGAGAAGAUCAAAUCACUGGAACACCACAAGAAUUUUUUGGUUCGCUUGCUUGGUCAAGUCAAACCUAAUGUACAGUUUCCUUCAUUUUCGGGCGCCAUGAAGUUACUUUUCUAAGACCGGGAGUGAGAGCUCGAUGAUUUUGACUUUGACUACAUAUAGGUUAUCAGUGGAUCACGUGAGGUACACGUGGGUGAUCACAUGAUUUUCUUAUCAAUUUGGUUGAUUUAACACUUAGGAAAUCGGGGAGCUGCAGAAGGCAAACUCGGCGCUGAGGUCGAAACUUCAUCGUUUAGAGGACAGAAGAGAAUACUGGAUCCAGGCAAUCCGA
Messenger RNA from Saccoglossus kowalevskii, 811 nucleotides. RefSeq lists its product as uncharacterized. Gene Ontology annotation, cellular component: nucleus. Gene Ontology annotation, molecular function: RNA polymerase II cis-regulatory region sequence-specific DNA binding; DNA-binding transcription factor activity, RNA polymerase II-specific. Lineage: Eukaryota; Metazoa; Hemichordata; Enteropneusta; Harrimaniidae. The record is from RefSeq and is a predicted model, not a curated record. Gene Ontology annotation, biological process: regulation of transcription by RNA polymerase II.